Gadus morhua (Atlantic cod) is the source of this 3987-nucleotide messenger RNA. Its product is annotated as tight junction protein ZO-2. Gene Ontology annotation, biological process: cell-cell junction organization; protein localization to cell-cell junction; positive regulation of blood-brain barrier permeability. The transcript is spliced from 23 exons. Gene Ontology annotation, molecular function: cell adhesion molecule binding. Lineage: Eukaryota; Metazoa; Chordata; Actinopteri; Gadiformes; Gadidae. The record is from RefSeq and is a predicted model, not a curated record. Gene Ontology annotation, cellular component: plasma membrane; bicellular tight junction. Bases 242 to 3841 code for a protein of 1199 amino acids.
CCUCUCUGUCUCUCUCUCUCUCCGUCUCUCUCUCCUCGCUCUUUCUCUCUCUAUCUCUCUCUCUGUUACGCCUUUUCUCCCUGGCUUCCCUUCGCUCACUCCCUGGUACCAUCCUUCUCAGUCCGUGCUGUACAUUCCUGCUUUAAACAGCUGUCUGUGGGAUCUCCAUGCGGCUCUCCAUUCUCCUACCUGCGCGACACACUUGCGUUCUGUUCAGCUGCCCUAUCUGUCAUCUGCAGCCAUGCGUCUGGGGAUCUCCUCCUUCCUGUCGGACAUCCUGAGCACCUCCAGCAACGUCUGCUUCUGCUGGACCGAAGGCAAGGUGCCUGGGAAGGAGAUUUGGGAACAACACACAGUUACAUUACAGAAGGACCCCCAGAUGGGAUUUGGUCUGGCUGUGUCUGGGGGCCAGGACAACCCCAACAUGGAGAACCAAGACACCUCAAUCAUCAUCUGUGACGUGUUGCAGGGCAGCCCCGCCGACGGACUGCUGUUUGAAAAUGACAGAGUGAUUCAGGUGAACUCCAUCCCCAUGGAUAACGUGCCUCAUUCAUUUGCUGUCCAGUCACUGCGGAACUGUUCCAAGGAGGCCAGGAUAAUAGUGAAAAGACCACGCACAGUGACGGCCGACUCCCAGCUCCAGCCCUGCUCCACCGGCGGCGAUGACUACAACAAGGCAGACGAGGACAGCGGCUGGCACCAUGACACCAUCCUCAGCCAUCACGUCGACAGCAGGGGAUGUGGGAAGAACGAGGAGCACCGCGACAAGAGCCUUAGUAGGAGCCGGGAGAGAGAGGGCUCCCCCGGGGGAGAGAACCCCUCCAAGAGCGCCGGCUGUAGCCACAGUCCGGGACCCAAUGCACACUGCCACCGAUGCCGUCCGUGGAGGAAGGCGGCCGGGGAGGCGGAGGGCGCGGGGGAAACCCUCCACCUGAGUGGUAAAUAUGAGUGUGAGGCCGGAGAAGUGGGGGAGAAGUAUCUGUCUCUGGCCAAGAGCUCCCCUUCCCGGGAGAACCCCAGGGUGGCCGGGCCGCUGGAGCCGCUGGAGAAGCCUGUGAGUGUCGUGCUGGUGAAGAACACACCCUAUGAAGAGUACGGCCUGCGUCUGGGCAGCCAGAUCUUCAUCAAGCAGAUGACGGCUACAGGCCUCGCUGCCCAGGAUGGCACCCUGCAAGAAGGAGACAUCAUCCUCAAGAUCAACGGGACGGUCACAGAGAACCUGUCCCUGAACGAGGCGGGGCGGCUUAUAGAGAAGUCCAGGGGGAAGCUGCAGCUCUCUGUCCAGCGGGACCAGCGGCAGCUGCUGGUCCGCAUCCCCCUACUGGUGGACUCAGACUCAGACCAUGAGGAUGUUUCCGAGAUGGAGUCGUACCAGGACUACUCUUCCAUAGACGACAGGAGGUCCCACCACUCGGAUCAGUCUUCUCAUUCAUCCAAUGACCGAUACAACUCCAGGGAAAAUCUCAUCCCGGUUACCAAGGCGACAGGGCGGCGUAUUAAAAAACCUGAGGAUCUCCGGCUGUCAUCAAAGCACAAAGUAGACGUGCGGCCCGCUGAGGAAGCUGGAGCUACUGUCAAAAUAACUCCUCAAAUUCUUCUCCGACCCAGCCCAGAAGAGGAGGAAAUUUAUGGGCCUAACACAGUGAUGGCGUGCUUCCAGAAGGGGGACAGCCUGGGCCUCCGACUGGCAGGGGGCAACGCUGUGGGCAUCUUCAUUGCAGGUGUUCAGGAGGGCAGUCCUGCUGAGGAGAAAGGCCUGCGUCCCGGGGACCAGAUCGUAAAGGUGAACAAUGUCGAUUUCCGAAACAUCUUCAGAGAAGAGGCAGUUCUGUUUUUGUUGAAGAUCCCCAAAGGGCAGGACAUCACCAUCCUGGCACAAAGGAGACAUGAUGUCUUCAACAUUGUGCUGGUAUCGGGGCGCAGCGAUUCCUUCUUCAUCCGUACUCACUUUGAGUACGAGCGGGAGGGCCCUCAGAGCCUGGCCUUUGGCAGCGGGGAGAUCCUGAAGGUGGUCGACACGCUCUACGACGGUAAGCUGGGGAACUGGCUGGCGAUACGUAUCGGCAAGGAGAAGCAGCUUCUGGAGAAGGGCGUCAUUCCCAACAAAAUCAGGGCAGAGCAGAUGGCAACCGUCCUGAGCCCUCCCAGAGACAUCGCUGGGGCCGACCGCGCAGAGUUCUGGCGCUUACGGGGCCAGCAGGACGGUAGGAAGAAUGACCUACUGAGGAGGAGCCAGGUGGAACAGAGUACCCUAAACACCCCGUACCCCACCUAUGAGAAGGUGGUUCUCCGAGAAGCUGGUUUCAGGCGUCCUGUGGUGAUAUUCGGACCCAUUGCUGACGCAGCUACCGAAAGGCUGGCCAAGGAAAUGCCUGAUCAGUUUGUUAUUGCCAAAACAGAGCCUAAAGAUGCGGGUCCCGUCAGGUCCUCAGGGGUGGUGCGACUCAACACCAUCCGGCAGAUCAUCGAACAGAACAAGCACGCACUGUUAGAUGUGACCCCGAAGGCGGUAAACACCCUGAACUACACCCAGUGGUACCCCAUCGUCAUCUUCCUCAACCCCGACAGCAAGCAGGGCGUCAAGCUGAUGAGGCAGAGGGUGAUGCCCCACUCCAGCCGCAGCGCCCGCAAGCUGUACUUGCAGGCACUCAAACUGAGGAAAACCUGCUCCAACCUGUUCACUGGAACCAUCCAUCUGAACUCAACCAACGAUGCCUGGUACAGCACCCUGAAGGACGCCAUCAGACAGCAGCAGAUGCAGGGUGUCUGGGUGUCCGAAGGGAAGUUGGAGCGGAUAGAGACUGAACUGGACUGCCCCGAUGCGGAGCUUGUGUCCUACCUGUCCGGCAUGACUGCAGACUACCUGAGUGUUGAUGGCCAGCAAGUGGCCGACAUCAGCGCUGACCGGGGGUCCUGUGUCCCCAGCCAGCCUGAUGCAGAUCUGUUAAGCCACCAGCCACCACUCACCUACAUCUCACCCAUUAGCCACGUGCUAGCCAAGGAGGUCUUCUAUGGUUGCAGUCCAGACUUCGAAAGUUCUCCAAGUAAACUAGCCAUUCUGGAAAUUCCCAGCCACACACCUGUCGCACAACCAAAUACCACACAGGUGAAGUUGGCUCUAGGAGAAGAGGCUGAACUUGCAUUACUUCCUAGCCACCCUCAUCAUUGCAUACUUCAAAAUAUCCAUCCUUCCGACAGUUCCCCGUACAAGUAUAUCUCCAGCAACGGAAGCAGCAUCCCUGACUUUCACUCCUCUGCCCCCCUGGCUCCCUUCUCCUACCUGAAGUCUUCUCCGUUCAACUCACUAGGAAAGUCAGUCGUGGGCGUAGCACCCUCGGCCGUGGCCAGACGCUCUUCCAUUCAGCAGGAUGUCCCAAGACACCCCUCCAUCACUAUUGAGAACACAGGCACCGACACGGACCUUCAGCAGCAGGAGGAGGGGAAGAAUGACGAGACGCGGUGCCUCAUGGAGGAGCCCGUGACGCAGACCUUCCUGGGGAAGAUCCAGGCUUUUGAGAGGAUGGAUCUCCUCGCCCGCACCCAGAGGAUACAUGAGCUACAGGAGGCCCGUAAAGCCAGAGAGAUGGCUCAGAAUCCCAAAGACAUUUACUCUGUGCCUCUGAAGACCCCUAAGCUGGAUUUGAACCCACAACAGCCUAUAUGGUCCCCCUCUGAGCCUGAGCGACUGUCAUCCUCACCCCUGAAGUUGUCUCAUCCGGAGAUCCAUCACUUUCCCCAAAUGGACAUGGAAGACCAAGACAAUUUUUGGCUGACUAAAUCUGUCAAGCAAAAUUAUAAUGCUGUAAAUUCUCCCCAUCAUUUUCAUUUCACGGAACUUUAGUGUUAGCAUCAACCGAGCCACAGAGAUACAUGUAACCAUUACAUUUUAGAGAAACAUCCUUAUUAGUAUAUUACUAUAUAAAUAUUAUACAGAACACAACAAUUUUAAAGGUCCCAUGGCAUGCUACUUUAAUAUAGAUAUUAGUG